Sphaeramia orbicularis (orbiculate cardinalfish) is the source of this 4729-nucleotide messenger RNA. RefSeq names its product polycomb protein SCMH1-like. The transcript is spliced from 16 exons. Gene Ontology annotation, molecular function: histone binding; chromatin binding. Gene Ontology annotation, biological process: negative regulation of DNA-templated transcription. The coding region runs from base 160 to 2220 and encodes 686 amino acids. The record is from RefSeq and is a predicted model, not a curated record. Gene Ontology annotation, cellular component: nucleus. NCBI's taxonomy places the organism in Eukaryota, Metazoa, Chordata, Actinopteri, Kurtiformes, Apogonidae.
UCAUUUAGUCCUGAGCUGAUCCAGGCUUUUAUCUCCCAGCAAAUAAAUAGAAGAAACCUGCCCACAUGUGAGAGAAGUCCUGCAGCUCCAGCACACACAGCGUGUGCGUAGGAACCCGCCUCUCUGACUUCACCUCCUCCACCUUUACCUGUGGUCGUCAUGGGCCGAACACCACACAGAGAUCAAAAAGAGGAGAAGAAGGAGAGACGAAGCAGCAUCACAGCAGGCUCUGCCCUCGACAAAUCUAAUGAACCAUUCAGUUGGGAAGACUAUCUGAGGGAAACCUCCUCAAUCGCAGCCUCGCCCACAUGCUUCAAACAGUCUCGAAUCCCUCCUACCAACGACUUCAAGGCAGGUAUGAAACUGGAGGCCCGUGACCCGCGUAACUCAAACUCGGUGUGCAUUGCGACGGUGAUGGGAAUGAUGGGUACGCGUCUGCGGCUGCGACUGGACGGCAGCGACAACACUAAUGACUUCUGGCGGCUGGUUGAUUCGUCAGACAUUCAGCCAAUAGGGACAUGUGAGAGAAACGGAGACAUGCUGCAGCCUCCACUGGGUUUCAGGAUGAAUGCUUCCUCGUGGCCCAUGUUUCUCCUACGGACGUUAAGUGGAGCAGAAAUGGCCCCAGCGUCUGCCUUUAAGAAGGAACCAGCCAGUCCUCCUAAAAACUACUUCCAGGCUGGUAUGAAGCUGGAGGCCGUGGACAGGAAGAACCCGUACCUGAUUUGCCCGGCCACAGUGGGGGAGGUCAGAGGUCAGGAGAUCUUCGUCAUGUUCGACGGCUGGAGGGGUGCGUUUGAUUACUGGUGUCCCUUCGACUCCAGAGACAUCUUCCCUGUUGGUUGGUGUGUCCUGACAAAACACAGCCUGCAGCCGCCAGGAAACUUCUUUACCCUCCCUGGUGCACUCCUCGCUCCUGUUUCUUCAUCCUCAAACUCACUCGCAACACGUCGCUCCUCUUCCAACUCCUCCUCCUCCAUGCAGACCUCGUACCGACUGCCUAACCCCUUGCCACCCCUCCCUGUACGCAAGGGUGUCCGAGGUCGACGUCCCAAAUCCCAGACUAUUGCUUUGUUGAAAGCAGCAGCCGAAGCAGCAGCAGCAGCAGCAGCGGUAAAUGGAGCAUCACAGAGCCCUCCCAGACCUAGCUCUGCAGCUCAACUGGCCCCCAGACCACACAGGAAGAGAGGACCCAAGCCUGGGAGCAAGAGGAAGCCUCGGGUGGUGCCAUCCCUGGGGGCUUCAUCAGUUACAGCUCCGCCUCCAGAGACCAGACUGAGCUCCAGCCACGUCUCAGCGGACAGCAACCAUAAGAACAGCUCAAAUGUAGUCUGCACAGUGUGUGUGUAUGUGAACAAACACGGUAACUACGGACCACAUCUUGACCGAAAACUAGUGCAGCAGCUCCCAGACCACUUUGGUCCAGCUCCAGUAAACGCAGUGCUACAACAGGCUGUUCAGGCCUGUGUGGACUGUACCUACCAGCCCUCAGUGCUGCUGUCGUUUCUGCAGAGUCAGUCGCACACGGGAGGAGAGGUCAUCAGAGUGCGGUCAGAGCAUGGAAUCCGCUACGUGAAGCUGCCCUCGGCCUCCAGCGCUUCCUCUGUACUGCGGUUCUUGGAGAACAUGUGCCAGCAUCUUGAGAGUGACAGUCUGUUCAGCUCCCAGCCGUUCAGCCCGUACAGCAAUAACGCACGCUUCUACGACAGAACCAAGUCAGAGCCUUUAUCCCAUACAGAAAACGGUCUAUCUAAUGACAAAUCCACAAAGGAUCCUGCACCCAGCGCUCGAUCUCUUCACACUGCACCCGAGUACCGAGCGACAAAGAAGGAAAGGCCGUCGUUUUAUUCCGGACAUAAACACACACCGCCACCUGUACGACGUGUCAUCUCCAACCCGGCUGAACUUAACACCGUCCACACAAACAGAAGAGUGGAACCAGCUAGUUCAACAACAGGCCCAGACCAUGUAACGCAGGACAAAGAGGGUUCAGGGAACGACGCUUCUUCCUGGUCAGUAGAGGAGGUCAUCCGGUUUGUCCAGGAGGCCGACCCACACACGCUCGGCCCGCACGUCGAACUGUUCAGGAAGCAUGAGAUUGACGGCAAAGCCCUGAUGCUGCUGCGAAGUGACGUCAUUAUGAAGUACAUGGGGCUGAAGCUGGGCCCGGCACUCAAACUCUGCCAUCACAUCGAGAAGCUGAAACAUACGAAACAAUAGAGGACUCUUCUCUCACUGGCAAAUACACAUGUAAACAAACAGUACACCGUUUUUUUUUGUUUUUAUUCAUUUACCAUAUUAUUGUGAGCAGACACAAAAUUCAUUAUUUGCCUCUGUCUAAUUAGUCACAUAUCUGAGUUUAGACGUAAUUUACUCCACAACAGACUUUUUUGCCUUAUUAUAUAAACCUAGAGGCUAUUACAUAUUCACAUUUUAAUUUGCAUUUUACACAUACACAGACAUUCAUAGUUGUUGAAGGUUUUGCAGCUCCAUCUGUUCAAUUGUUCAGCUGCUAAGGGUUUUUUUGUGACGUAUGUUAUAACUGCUUUGUCAGAAUUUCAGGAUGGACUCUUCACGUGAGAUUUGGAAAGUUAGUUCAGGUACUGGCAGUGAAUGAUUUACUGCAUCUUAUCUAACAUUGCAAUAAAGGUCAGUUUAGUGUAUGCAAGCCAGUGAAUGUAUGAAGUCAUGGAAGUUAUUGCUAACAGGUAUGAUCCACUGGAGUGUACCAGUGAAUGACAAGUGUUGAAGGGUUUUAUUCCAAAAUGUUUCUGAAGGAGUGAGUCAGUACAUGAUGGUUUCUGACUCCGACUUUUAAUGACAAAUAUAUUUUAACUUCGGCAGUGUAGGCACCACUUUGCAUUAAAAUAAUUUAUAUUUUAUUUGGAAGAAACCCUUUCCUCUGUUGUAGUUCAAUAGCGCUGGUUGAAAAUGUGGAGACUCAGUUACUGAAGCAAUUUAUAUUCUAUGCUCAUAUCUGCAUUUGUUUCAUGUGCUGGAAGAUUAUAUCUAAUGUUGAUAUUCGUAUGAAGGGGUUAUAUGUAGUAUUGAUAUUCUCAGUAAAAAGUGGGAAGUCUUGCCCCAGACAUAUUUGCGACUACCAAAACCACCAACAAAAAACACUCUGAAUAAAGUAUAAAGCUUAUUGUUUAUACACAUUUACAUUAUGGUAUCAUUGAGAUUUCAUCUUCAAACAAUAAGUCCUAGCCCGUUAUUUUAACAGUCAGAAUAACACUGUCUUAUAGUCUUCAUGUGCUGCUCCAGCUGAUAGUUUACAUUAUAGCUCUGUUAGCUUAGCUCUGUCUUUAGACUGAAAACAGUCACAGUAAAACCACUAAUCACCUCUGUUUUCUGUACAGUUUGUGCUGUCAGUAGCUGCACUAAAGAUCUGUUUGGAAUCAUCCAAAGAAGGUCAGAACUCUCACAGUUUAGUCUAAACUGUGAACAAACAAAAAUCAGGAAGCUUAGCAAAGACAAUAACAUCACAUAAUAACUCAUACCUUCAUAAUCCUCACACUCUCACUCACAGUUGUAGUGGAAACACUGCAUCAAACUCCAUUCUUUUCAUUUCUGUCUGUGUCCAGUGGUGAAAACAACAACAGUGCUUCUAGCUUUUAUCACUGAGUCACUUUCUUUGACUCUAAAAGUGGUGCCUUCGUGGUUCUCAUCUCAUUUGGACACAUUUCUGACACUCUUGUUAAAGGUCCUGUGGUGUUAGUUUUUCUCACCUGGGAGACUGGCAGAGUGUCUCACUACUCCCUCUAGUGGUCACAUAAAUCCCCCAGUCUGUUUGUGUGGAUAUACUCAGUGGAUAUCUCUACAACCCAGUACACUGGUGCCUUUGGCUGCAAGUCAGAGCUCUUUAGUUGAAACACUAAUGAUGAUUUUAGGGCAUUUUUGAAGGUAAAAUUGCUACAUAUAACCCCUUUAAGCAGGUUCAGCUUGAGCACUGACUGUGUUAUGAUUGUAUAAUGCUUUGAAAGUCACACUAUCCAACACUCACACAUACACACAAACACAAAUGCAUACAAUGACUGGAAUACUGUAAGUGUUGACAGUGAAAUACAAGGUGUUUCAUUGUUGACUUUGAGUGCUGUACAGGAAGUUAAAGUGCUCCUAAAAGAGCAAAUGACAGAGAAACUGUAUAAAGACAAGCCAAAAGGUUGGUUUUUGAUAUCAUUUUGUACUGUAACAAAGUGUAUCAACCCGUAUCAAGCGUAAGUGUAAUCAAACUUUUUUUCUGCCUGAAAUUGUUUUUGUGUGCACCAUCAUAUAACUACCUACAGGAUAAUGUUUUGUCAGAGUAAUUAUUCACAUCUUCUCAAAGUAUUUAUCUGUUUUCCAUGGCAGAAAAUCUCAUUUUCUGAACAUUUCAGAAUCAUUUACGAACCAAAUCAUGUCUGUUGUAGCUGCAUUUCACCCCGUUGCUCCCCUGUAGUGGUAAUAAGUUGAUACUUGAAACCGUAUUGCUUUAAUGUGAAACUCAGGUUUUAGUAGGAUUUUUUUUUUUCCUUUUUUAGAAAUCGUUUUCAUCAUUAGCAUAUUGUGUUCUUAUUACCACAUAGACAGACUGCACAAUAACCAACUACGUAUAUUUUUAUGCCUUGUCAUUGACUGAUCCACGACAUUUCAUGUGUGUAUAUAUACAACUUUUUACUGGAAGUUCAAAAAAGAUGUUUGUUAAAUAUGUUUGAUAUGCAUUGACACAAUUAAACAUUUGUUUACAUCA